Messenger RNA from Ctenopharyngodon idella (grass carp), 7248 nucleotides. RefSeq names its product scratch family zinc finger 2 (gene scrt2). The transcript is spliced from 2 exons. The record is from RefSeq and is a predicted model, not a curated record. Gene Ontology annotation, biological process: regulation of DNA-templated transcription. Lineage: Eukaryota; Metazoa; Chordata; Actinopteri; Cypriniformes; Xenocyprididae. The coding region runs from base 1020 to 1955 and encodes 311 amino acids. Gene Ontology annotation, molecular function: DNA-binding transcription factor activity, RNA polymerase II-specific; RNA polymerase II cis-regulatory region sequence-specific DNA binding.
UCAAUAAAUACUAUAAUAGCAUAUAAAUAAAAAACACUGAAUUUAAUGCAUUAUGAUGCUCACAAUGAUGAUGCUCACGGGUUCAAAUCCCAGAAAACACAUAAAUGCACUGAUAUGCAUGCUGCUUUCAGCCAAAUGCAUAAAUGUAAAUACACAGGAAGAGCAUGAAUUCUAGUUGACAUAGCAGAUUUAGAGAGGAAAACCUAGCAAAUGCAGCUUGUCAGCAUUUGAUGUAACUGUCAGCAAAAUAGACGGAACAAGAGACGCAGAACGGAACCGAACAGAAUGUACGCUGGUUGUUGUAUCAACUCACUUUGAGACUGUGCGACAUUUCAGGCCUUUCCUUCUCUUUUUCUCUCUCUCGCUCCCACAGAAUGGGGGUGUGCAAGGAGGGGAGGGAUCGUAUCAGAGGGGGGUCUGUCUGUCUGCGUGUGUGAAGGCACAGACGGUUCAGUAGUAAUGUGAUGUGUGUCCCGAGGGAUGUUUGAUGGAUUAAUGCUGAGCAGCUCCAUUGCGAUGUACCACCUGAUCUCACUCCCACCGUCUGCCUCUAUAAAACCUGCCUGACUGCUGAUCUCAGCUAGUCUUACAGUCUCUCCUCUCUCUGUCUGUCUCUCUUUCUUCCUCUCUUUCUCUCUCUCUCUCUCUCCUCUAUCUCUUCCUCCUCUCAACCGCCUCCGCUGCAGGCCAGGAGCUAUCCAGUGCUGAACAAGUGAAUUUUUUCCUUUUUUUUUCAGCAGCGUAAGCGGGUGUGUGUGUGUACAGUAGCAGUCACACAUACACACACACACACACACAGUAUUGUACCAUCAGACAUCUCUCUCCUCCUGCGUGCUCUUCAUUUUUCCUUUAUCUACAGUCGCUGGUUGUUUUUUUUUAGUUUCUGGGACGUGGAUCUUUUUUUAUGUGACGGAUUUCAUUCGGGACGAUUUUCUUCAGGGUUUUUUUUGUGCGAGUCCGUCUGCGGCCGAUGUGAAGGAUUUCUGGUGCGUCUGUGGCCGUGCGACCGUGUGUGAACCAUGCCUCGCUCGUUUCUUGUGAAGAAAAUUAAACUGGAUGAUUUUUCAUCUCCUGUGUCAGCAUCUAAUCAUCAUCAUCAUCACCAUCAUCAUCUCGAUGACUCCUUUACACGUUCUCGCUCAAGCCUGGGCGUCCGGCUCUGUGAAAAUGGCUACAUCCAAGAUUACAUCAGCUCUUCUGAGUACGCAGAGGAGAAGCAGGCUGACAUGAAACUGAGCUCAGAUCCGCUGUACUCCCCCGUCAGCAGCGGAGGUGGGGAGUACUGCCAACCAGACCUGGAGCACCCGGACAGCCCUCAGUCUGGCCUCACGGCCCGCGGAUACUUCAGCAGCGAGAGCGAAUCUCUCAGCGAGGGCUACACCAUGGAUGCGUUCUUUAUAUCUGACGGCCGCUCAAGGAGGAAGGGCGAGGUUGUGGAAACAAGAAAAGAUGCCGCAGAGGAGAAAGAAGUGGCCGGGGCGAACAAUGGAGGUCCACGACACACCUGCAAUGAGUGCGGAAAGACCUACGCCACUUCAUCCAACCUGAGCAGACACAAGCAGACCCACCGCAGCCUCGACAGCAAGAUGGCGCGCAAGUGUCCCACUUGUGACAAGGUUUACGUGUCAAUGCCGGCGCUGGCCAUGCACAUCCUCACUCACGACCUCAAGCACAAAUGUCACGUGUGCAGUAAAGCCUUCAGUCGGCCUUGGCUGCUGCAGGGGCACAUGCGGUCACAUACGGGAGAAAAACCCUUCGCCUGCGCCCACUGCGGGAAAGCCUUCGCCGACCGAUCCAACCUACGAGCGCACAUGCAGACACAUUCGGCCUUCAAACACUACCGCUGCAAGCGCUGCAAUAAGACCUUCGCGCUGAAGUCCUACCUGAACAAACACUACGAGUCCGCCUGCUUCAGAGGCUCCGGAGACGAGGACGAGUCUGGCUCCGAGAAUUAACAAAAGAAAAAAGAUGAAGACAAGUUAACGCUCUCAAAAAUCUCCCCACAGACUCCCCUUCACAGAACCCCACUAUCCCUUUUUUAGAAAGCAAUAUUUUCACCAAGAAAAAAACCAAACCAACCCAAUAAUAAGAAGACAAUAAUGAAUAGAUGCUGGAUUUUUUUUCUUUGGUAACAAAAAAAAAAAAAAAAAAAAAAGACCCUCUCAUAUAGACACAUACAAUUAUGAGGCCUGGCAUGCAAAUUUUUAUGAACAUAAUACUAUUAAUAACGAUAGUAAUAAUAUUUAGAUUACUGAUGUUUUAUAGCAAAUCAUAAAAAAGACAUAAAAAAGGACAGCAACAGGUUUGUGCUUUUUAAGAAAUGAAAAUCAAUUUGUAUUUUUAUGCUGCUCUUUUAUUUUGAAUUCUUUUGCAACUGCCAACAUAAACUUUUUAUGAAAAUGUGAAUAAUGACAGUAUUUGCAAAAAAAAAAAAAAAAAAAAAGAUUGUAGACCUCUGAAAAGGUACAAACUUUUGUUACACUUUUGGUAUUUUAUUUAUAAUUGUUAUUUUUAUAUUCAAAGUUUCCUGCAGUUUCAUGGUUUCACUAUUUAUUUGUUUAUUUAUUUAUUUAUUUGUGCCAAUCAUGUCCUGUAACUGUUCGAGCAGAGCGACCAUCACUAUGUGUUUUACAAUAUGGAGGAAACAGCACUCAAGACUAAACAUUUCAAUGAUCACCAAACAUUCGAAACAUUCACAAUACGGACGACAGGGACUUUCAAUGACUUCUUUAGCAGAUCUCUGCUCGCUCUGCUGGGCUUCCUCACACUAACACAGACUGCAUGUGCUCCAGAUGCCUGGGGCUCCGCCCCUUGUCUUCCUGCUCCAUGAUUACCUCACCCAGAGGCAGGUAUGACCUCUAACCUCUGCUCUGUCAAGCUCUCAAAGUGUCCAUUAUACAAACCUCAUUUCUACCAUUCCAGUAUUGUUGUUGAGUACUUGUGUAUUUAUUUAUGCACUAUUUUCAUUUCCCUAUUUAUUUAAUAUGUAUUUAUUUAUUUAUGUAUCUAUCUAUUUAUUUAUUUAUUUGGUUGAUUAUUCUCUGUGUUAUUGGAUACUGAACUGCCGUUGACCUUUUAAGAUGCUGCUCUUUAAUGAAAAUCUUUAUAUGCAUGAUUCAGCUGUAGAGGGAUUUUAUUCUUUUUCGAGAGGGACGGUAUGCAGUGUUUAAAAGCAGAUGAAUUCAGGUGAUGAUGCUUUGUUUAAUGGGCAAUAAUUCUUCUUAGGUACAGCAACUUGUAUAAUCACAGCUGUCCUGUUAGCAGUCAAUGUAGGGCAAUAAACAGAAAUCUCCUUAAUAUCUCAAAGGUCAUAUCUCAUUUCGUCGUUUCUAGAACUCCAUUUCCUGCUGAGACCAUCCAGAAUGUCUAUGCUAUGGUGUGUUUGUGUGACUCCACCCACAUUUGUGACAUCACAAUUCAUCUCAUUGCUCAAAUGCCAAACAAUUUAGCAUUCCAGAAAUGUCUUUUACAUCUAAACACCAAUAAAAACAAAGCAAAAUCAAAUUAUAUUAAUCCCAGAAGGUGCAAAUCGACCCAAUCUUAAAACACUUUUUUUGUUCUUACAAAUUUAAAUGAAAUUUUAAUAAGAAAAUCAACAGCAAUAAGCCUUUUUCUAACAAUAUUUUUACUAUUACUAUUAUCACAAAUUUAAUAUAACCAUCUUUCAUCUCAGCAGUUUUGAAUGUAAUUAUAAAAAGACUAACCCACAGCAUGACAUAUUUCAUGCAUUUGGUUUUAGCUGUCCAAAUAAAUCCCAUCAUAAGCUGCGGCCGCCAGACAAUGACAUGAAUAUGACAGAGUUUCAAUGACAUGUGAAAUAGGAGUCCCAAAUCCUAGACCCAGAAAUAAUGACCCCCCUGAAUGGCCAAUCAGGAUGGAUUAUUCAGUGUUUGAGUGAAAGGAGUGCUGGGUUCAGGACAGAGAUGAAACAAAGUAGAGGCUUAAUGGCAGCAUUGAUGGAAAUAGCUGAGCAUAUGGCGCCAAUGUGCCACUGCCUCUAUAAUAAAGAUCUGAAAGAUGUUUGGAGAUGAAAGGAUGAGAAGUGCAAUCAGAAAAUGCGACGGUGUAAAUCAUCUGUCUCUUUGCUGUCUGUCCUGUGAAGCAGAAAAAGCGGAAACAAAACUGCUUGUUUCAUAAUAAAAAUACAUUUAGCACCAUCAUGAGGAAAUCCUGCAUAUGAUGAUAUGCAUCAGCAUAUAUGAUGCAGCUCGUGGCAAAAUGAAGAGGCAGUGUCCACUCCCCUAAAGGGUUAACAGGUGUUGGUGGACAGACAGUAGUCUGAGAGCAUAAUUGAGUCUGAGUUUGACCUUGUGAGGAAGGUCGAGCAGCAGCAGCCAAAGGCUCUGUCAGUGUUUUGCAUAUUGUAAAAAGGACGGCACAAUCUCAGUAAUGGGCCAAAACCUGCGGGGAAUAGAUAAUGAGUUUCUCCUCCCACUUUUCUUCUGCUCUUCGCCUCUUAUCCACCCAUUCCUGACCUCGUACAUUGGCACGGUGUGUCCUAGCAGAUUUCUGCAUGGUAUUUCACUCUCAUUGCUGAUGGACAUCAGUGUCAGAAAUAUAAUAACUAUCAUUCAAAUUAAAAGUUAAUACUUGAUCACUGAUACAAUGAUCACUUUUUCAAAUGCUAAAGCGUUAAAUAUUCAAAAUAUAUCAAAUGACUCUUGAUAUAUUUCAUAGUACCUUAUUAGACAGGCCAAUAGAAUAAAAUAUUUAGUGUAAUAUGUAAUAUAUAUACACUACCGUUCAAAAGUUUGGGGUCAGUAAACAUUUAAAAAAAAAAAUAUACUUUUAUUUAGCAAGGAUACAUUAAAUUGAUCAAAAUUGAUGGUAAAGAAAUGUAUAAUGUUACAGAAUGUUUCUAUUUCAAAUAAAUGCUGUUCUUUUGAACUGUCUAUUCAUCAAAAAAUCCUGAAAAAAUGUAUCACAGUUUCCACAAUCUGUUUUCAACAUUGAUAAUAAUAAGAAAUGUUUCUUGAGCAGAAAAUCAGCAUAUUUGAAUGAUUUCUGAAGGAUCAUGUGACACUGAAGACUGAAGUAAUGAUGCUAAAAAUCACAGGAAAAUAUUACACUUUAAAAUAUAUUAAAAUAGAAAUCAGUUAUUUUAAAUUGUAAUAAUAUUUCACAAUAUUACUGUUUUUACUGUGUUUUUGAUCAAAUAAAUGAAGCCUUGGUGCACAUAAGAGACCUCUAGUCUUACUUUUGAAUGGUAGUGUAUAUGAAGUAAACAGAGAUGUUAUCUAAUAGAUAUAUUAUGUCUUCUCAUUUUAAAUAUCUGGAGCACAUUUGGUUGCAUUUUUGCAUUCAUUAAGUCCUGAUUCAUUUCUGACCCUGAUGGACAUUCAUCCUGCUUAUAUUCCUAAAUCAUCCCCUCAUAUUUCUGACACCCCCACAGCUGUGAAGAAUCAACAGACUAUCUAUUAUGAAUAUCCAUCUGGAUAUUUUCCAUUGUAAUAAGGCUUGAAUUCAGAGUCAGUUCUAAUUAUGCAAAGCUUAAUGUAAUGUAGAUGAGCUCUUUUAAAGGCUAUUCCAAAGGACUACCAUCAUCUCCAUCAUCACCAGAAAAAUCUUUUUCCACAAACGUUCGGAAAUGUGAGAUAACUGAAGAGACUGAGAAAGUGAAAAUUGUAAAUAUGUGUGUAUAUAGAUCUCAGCAAUAAUGAGACGCCGCAUGUGAGCCGAUCCCUUUUGCUUUUACCUUUUCUGAGCUGUUUAACCCUGGACAGGCUGAACAGGAUCAGGGACUUCAUUAGCUCAUUACCUGCUGUAGCUACCAGCAAUAUUAACAAUGCUAAUCAUUCUCUCUCUGUUCACCAGGAUCUACCCAUAUUUCUUUGUCUCUCUCUCUCUUUUUCUCUCCUGUUUUUUUUUUUUCUCUCUUUUGUGGAAGUGCCCAGCCUGGCUGAACAAUAAUAUGAAGUGCCAAAAAAUUAAAGAGUUAUUUCCAUGACAAAAGCCUUCAGCAUAUGGUAGGCAACUCACAGCCCUCCAUAUGGUCCUUGAGAGAUUUCAGAUUGUGUCUCUUCUUUCCCCUUGCCUUCUCUCUCUCUCUCUCUCUAUCUUCCUUCCUCCCUGUGUUAAAACAAAGAUUUUUCCACUUCUGAUAUUACAUUUUGCCUGUUAUGAAGGGUAAAGCCAAUAGUGAUGUUUAUGAACAAUAAAAUCAAUAGCACAAGCAGUCUGUUGCCUCUUUUUUUUAUCGACUUAAUGUUUUACUUCCAUUUCUCUCAAACACAGAAGAUGAACACUGAAAGUGCUUUUAGAUGCUUUUAAAGCUUUCAGAUCUCCCUCACGGACCCCUGACCUUUGUUUAAAACCCCUGCAUUAGCAGAACUGUGUAUUCCAACCUGUAGUCUGUACUUCUUCCUGUUAGACAGACAUAAAUUCUGAUCACAACACAUGAUCAGAAUGACUGAGCGACUUCUUCCUGUGCGCCUCCCUGACAACGCCCACCUAUCUCAGCAAUGGCGCUGCUGAACUGGGAUCAGCCUUCCCUGCAUGCAUCAGUGCUAUAACUAUGACCGGAAGAACAUCCAAACUGUAAUCAAGUCAGCUAAAGUCACUCUGAAACCUGACGCACAAGCAUCUGUCCUGGUGCUGUUAAGCCAGUCCAAGUCAUUAAAUGUUAAUGAAACAUUGAUUUUAUGUUACACUCUGGCCUUACCAAGAUGCAGCACUCAGAGCUGAAUGAGACAGAUUACUGAUGCUGAGGGAGAGACAUUGUCAUCAGGAUAGAGGAGGGCCAAGAAUGAUGUCUAAGAAUCCGGAAACACGAGUCAGGCUCAACCAUUAUGUCCUUCACUGUCCUACAGUGUUUUAGUUCGGCUUCGUUUUUCUAUCUGUUCGACUGAUUUAAUGGAUUACACUGCUCUAUAUUAAUUAACUGGUGUAUUUAAAUAUUGUAAAUACAGGAUAAGUCCAGCUCUUGGAAUACUACUAUAGGCCAAAACUACCAUAAACAUUGAUGGAAACAAGCAUCUCAGUCAGAAUAGUCAUAGAUCAAUUUGUUUUUCAAUGUUUGUUGUUCCAGUUUGGUCCCUGACAAGUAUUUGUUUACAAAAACAGUUCUUAGUUAGUACAAAACGAUCCAUCCAAAAUCUCACACAGAUCACAUCUUUUAGCUCAAUUACAACUCAAACCUUGAGCCUCUGCUCAGACCAGGACUGACUAUGGUUAUGGCUGUAUUUCUAAUGUAUUGCUGACAUUUUAUUGGAUUAAUAAAGCCUUUUUUUUUUUUUUCUUUUUCUUUUU